Messenger RNA from Olea europaea var. sylvestris, 1616 nucleotides. RefSeq names its product transcription factor TCP8-like. Gene Ontology annotation, cellular component: nucleus. The record is from RefSeq and is a predicted model, not a curated record. The transcript has a single exon. Bases 96 to 1364 code for a protein of 422 amino acids. Gene Ontology annotation, molecular function: DNA-binding transcription factor activity; sequence-specific DNA binding. Lineage: Eukaryota; Viridiplantae; Streptophyta; Magnoliopsida; Lamiales; Oleaceae.
AAUAAGUCAUCAGACAGAGAAAAAGGAAACAUUAUUUAUAGAAAUAUCAAAGCUUGAACCCACCAAGAAAAAUACUAAGAUUACCCCACCAAAUAAUGUCAAAUAUCAAUAAAAAAACAAGCACCACCAAUUCACAACCCUACCACCUUAAUGAACCUACACCUCACCUCCAACCAUCGCAUGGUGGUGGUGGUGGUGGUUGUGGGUCUUCGUCAUCUACCGCUGUUUUAAUUAACGCCUCCACCACUCAACCACCGCCACCGGCACAACUCCUUGACUCCUCCUUAGCUGUCGUCACCACCGGAUCGGAAACCAUAGAUGAUUCUACCAAGAAACCAACCAAAAGUACAACAAAGGACCGCCACACGAAAGUUGACGGUCGAGGGCGGCGCGUCCGAAUGCCGGCUACUUGUGCAGCUAGGGUUUUUCAACUGACUCGAGAAUUAGGCCAUAAGUCUGAUGGUGAAACCAUCGAGUGGCUCUUGCAACAAGCUGAGCCAGCCAUCCUAGCUGCAACAGGUACAGGAACAAUUCCAGCCAAUUUUUCCACCCUCAACAUCUCUCUCCGGAACAGUGGCUCCACUCUGCCGGCUCCGCUCUGGAGAUCGGCUCCUCAUUCUUUCGACAGUGCACUUGGUCUUGGACUAAGCGUACCCCGAGCUUAUGAAGAGAACUUUUCACAGAUGUUAGGCUUUCACCACCAACAAAGCCCUCAUCUUUUACAAGCAGCUCAAUUUACAGAGGGAAGCAGUGGCGGAGAUGGCGGCGUUUGUCUACAUAAGAGAUACAGAGAAGACUUGUUCAAAGAAGAAGGAACCAGUAAUUCUCAAGGAGAAGGCUCCAGUUCAUCUUCCAGUAAAAAAUUCAAGGGCUAUGAUAUGCAAAUUAUGCAUCUUGCGGCGGCGGCCGGACAAACACCUACAAGUUUGAUGGGGCACAGUAACAUGCUGCCAACCAGUGUCCCACCAAAUAUCACCACCGCCGCCGCCGCCAGCACUUUCUUGACGCUGCCCGUCACUGCCGGUGGUGCAAGCGGCAAUGGGCAGACAUUGGCUGACAAUGGUGCGGUAGACCCAACGUGGCCGGCUGCCGGACCCUCAGAGUCUCCCCAAAUGUCUCAAUUUCCGAUGUCUGCGAGGUUUAAUUACUCGGGAAAUUUUGAACUUCAAGGUGGGAUAAUGCAGCAGCAGCAUCUUGGAUUGCGCGAGUCCAAUUUGGGCAUGUUGGCAGCACUCAACGCUUAUUCAAGAGGUGGUUUGAAUAUAAAUUUUGGGCAGGCUCAGCCAGUUCAUUCUCCAUUGGAGCCCCAGCAGCAGCAGCAGACUCGGGCUAAUGACAGUGGAGAAGAUGACCAAAAUACUUAGCAAUAAGAAUGUGUGUAUACAUAUAUAGUUUGAAAUCUGAAUUUGGUUAGUGAACAAUUUUCUAAGUAAUUCAUUCAUCGAGUGAGCAAUUUUUUUAGUUUUUUCUACUGAUAUGUCCAGUUAUUGGAUUUGUAUAUAUAGAUUGCUAAAAUGGGAUGAUUUUACAGAUUUAUGUAUAUGUAUGUGUGUGUGUGUGUGUGUGUGUGUGUGUGUGUGUAUAUAAUUGAGUUAUAAUGAAUGAAUGCUUCAUGA